Molecule: messenger RNA, 678 nt
Organism: Serendipita indica DSM 11827
Lineage: Eukaryota; Fungi; Basidiomycota; Agaricomycetes; Sebacinales; Serendipitaceae
Source: the annotation of a GenBank genome assembly
AUGGCUAGCGAGGACUAUGACCCGGUCAAAGCGCGAUCCAGCUUUCUCUCGACUUACAUGAGCCAACACAAGGACACCCUGAUCGCCUAUGUAAUGUACUACGGGAAGAGUCAGGUUCAUGAAACGCCAGUAGAUGCCAAAAUGGUCGGCAUAGAUCAACAAAAAAUGAACUUGGCAUACCAACUACGUGAUUCCGCCAAAUGGCACGAGUUGACGGUCGAAUUUGAUCCACCGCUGAGCGGAUACGACGCAGCAAAGACACCCCCAUUGACGACCUUUGCUCUGAAACCCUCCAUGUUCAAUGCCGUCCCCGUUCUCCUCAUCCUCGCCGCCCUCUCCGCCGCACCUUAUGAGAAGCAGACCAUUUCUCGCGAGAGUAUUUCUCCUGCCCUUCGACCAUAUAUCGACACGGUCAACACGGUCAGCCACGCCCUAACCAGCGUGCGCCAAGCACUGCCAUUUACGCCGAAUACGUCCUAUAUUGUCUGGGGUACCAUUGGCGUGAUUCACGUCUCUUUGGCCCUUCUCGUCGUAUUUCUAUCUCUCCAGAGGCACGCGAGCCUACGCAUCGGAUCCGCUUGGGUCUUGUCCACUCUUUUGCUCAGUUAUCCAGCCGUAUUCGAGUUUCGUUCACAUCUCCAGGCGGCCCGAAUCCAAUCCAUUCACAAGACUCAAUAA